AUGCAUGCACUCUCCUACCAUGUUCCAGUUUUAAUAAAAAAUCACAAGACAUUCAAGCAAUUCACUGGCCAGGGUGUUGAGAAAAACAGUGAUGAUGCAAAAAGAAUUUUUUUUCAAAAGUCAAAUAAAUGGGAUGCAGCUAAGGAUGCACUGCAGUUGGAGGUGCAACAGCAAGCCCUCCAUCACUGUGAAAGGGAAAAGAGAAAAUAUAACAAACAAAACAAUGAACACUGGGAUAGUGGAAUUGUUAAAUCAUGUAAAAAAAGAAUGCAUUCUAGGGAUGGUGCAAGUGCAGGUGAUCCUGAAAGUGAAGCAUCUGUUGUAAACAGUGCUGAAGUACCAACUACAAAUUAUGAAAAAAAUGGCAGUCAAACAAUUUGUGCAAGAAAUUAAAUCACAAAAUUUGCAAGUGAAUGGAAAAUCAAAAUUAAAGAAAGGACAACUGAUUGGGGUUUUAAAGAACAGUGAUUGACUACUGUGGAUAAUAUUCAAGUCACCUAAAAGAAAAUGAAUGAAUGAAUUAUUGUGAAGAAGAAAACAACUCUUCUUAUAAAAAAAAAAACAAUAUUUAUAUAUAUAUAUAUAUAUAUAUAUAUAUUUAUUUAUUCCUUUUGGUGAUUAAGUAUUCACAGAACUAAAAUAUUUACAUUAAGUGAUUAUAUUCUGAGAGCAGGCUUUCUGGUUAAUAAUAACAAUAACUUCUUCAGAGGGAAUCAGUGGUCCUUUUCUGAGGGAACCACCUUUAUUUGCAAUAAAACGCUUUGAAUGAAAAGCUAACUUUGUCUUUAAUUUGAAAGGGAAAUCAAUAGCAACACCUUGGCCAAAUUCAUCAAAGUAAUACCACUGCAACAUUUGUGGAAGCUAUACUUGGUCUACUGAAGUGCAAGUCUACCCGCAUCAGUUUCACAGCCUCCAUACAUGUUGAUCAUGACAUAGUGAGAUACAUUUUUAGGAAUAAGGGUACAAUUAUUAUUAUUAUUAUUAUUAUUGGCCCUGACAAUUAUUAUUAUGUUAUAUGA
Molecule: messenger RNA, 1019 nt
Organism: Pocillopora meandrina
Lineage: Eukaryota; Metazoa; Cnidaria; Anthozoa; Scleractinia; Pocilloporidae
Source: the annotation of a GenBank genome assembly